GCUGGGAAACACAUUACUUUGCAUAUGCUUCACUCGUUCAAUCUGCCUGCAGCACGUGCGGCCCGGGACGUGAAUGGACCGACUUGACCGCUAGGGUCGUUGGAGCGCGGUGUGGAGACCGGAUGCCGGGGUGCAUGAAGAAUACCAUCAUUUCAAUCGAAGGUGAAGAGCUGCCAGACCCGAGAGCAAGGGAGGAGAGGCGAGUGCAGAUCCGUGCCCUUGAUGGGAGCGAAGAGAUGCCGAGUGAGAAAACACUUAUUGAAGCUUCAAAGAUUCGUGUUGCCGGUGUUGCUGGCUCUCGAGAUGGGCGGAGAAGCUGCCGUCGCCCGAGCGAAGCGACAAGAACUUUGGAGAAGAUUCAUCAAGAGCUGGAAGUUUGUCUUGGGAACCUUGGGAAGCUCAAGGAAGAAGUUAAAGCCAAGACCAUGGGCGCUGGAGCGAUGGUGGGACGUUUCUUCCGUCAUUCCAUGGCCAACUUGGUGGGGACUUCAUCUCAUCGUGCUGUACGCGGCGUUGCGACGGCGGAAAGACUGAGCAUGCCAACCCUCACGGGGUUCGACGGCCAGCUAAAGUCAGCUGCUUCUUCCGGUGCUCCCAUCGGCCAUACUGGUGAGCGCGAGUGGCAACAAGCUCUUCUUCUCCGCGGAGACGAGUGGCCGCCCCUCGCCACAUCGGCCAUGCCACGGUCUUUGCUUCCAGUGGAGAAGCUCUUGCAGAUGUACCAGGACUUCUGCUUGGACGACUUGAUCAUCCCGGCCUGCUUCCACUCGAAGAUCGCUUGCUUCUCUCGUGUGGCGCGACUACAGUUGAUCUCCAAAGCACUGGAGCUUGUGGAUGAAGAGGUGGAUUUCAUGGCGCAAGAGCUCUUCGUGCUUUACCAGGACCUCCUUCAGCUUCACCGACCCGAUGCCCUGGAGGUCUCUCAUGAACUCGUGAAGGACAAGAUGGCACACUUCAAGGGCUUCAAGGCCGUACCUGCGAUCCACCAUGUUCAGGACGUUCCGAGUUUGUUCCACGAGUUGAUGGCAGCCGAGACGUUGGUGGCCUUCCUGCAGACUCUUCAGGCAUGCUGUUGGGCCUCCGCCGCAGAUUGGAGUUCUAACGGCUGAACUCUUGAUUCUAGCCGUUCUUUUUUCUUUUGUCGCGCUGUUUGCAUUCGCACAGAUUCGGCUUGUGCCAAUCAAGCCAGAUGGAUUUCCAAAGGUUGCAAGUACUAGAGGUUUCACGAGUUUGGGAAGUUCGUUUUUGCCGUCAUCUACAAAAUCCUUUGAGGUUAGUUGCCCAAAGAACAGCAGGGUGAGGCUUGACGUUUGGUCGCUCAACUGAGGCGGCACAAGAGGCGCUUCUUGACCAAGUGCCAGAGUCCCAGACCCCGCUGCGAAACGCCAACGUGCCUCUCGUGCACGUGUGACUACAUGUCAGACAGUCACGACAGUGACGUGCCAUGCACGCCUCUGGUUUCUGACUGGACGACGAGGUUCCAUGCUGUACAGAUGAAUUGCAUGCAUAGUUUUGGGCCAAAUAUCUUCGUGGAUCUUCAUGUUAUUUGCCCAGAUUUAGGAAGGCCCGAUCGGUCAAGCGGUUCUUGUCAUCAUUGCUGGCAUCAUUCCGUUCAUUGUUUUCAGGUUAGUUUUGCCAGCGAUGAGACAGAUUUGGUUGUUUGAGU
Messenger RNA from Durusdinium trenchii, 1666 nucleotides. The record is from the annotation of a GenBank genome assembly. NCBI's taxonomy places the organism in Eukaryota, Dinophyceae, Suessiales, Symbiodiniaceae.